CAUAGUUUCACUUCCGCUAAAAUUGCCUCCAGUGUGUGAUAAACACUUCGACAUUCAGUCAUGACUUGGAAACAAAUACUGGGAUGAAAUAACCAAACAGAUUUAAAAACGUACAUAAUCACCAAUCGAUUUCGAGCAAGAUUGGUGUGGGAUCUGAAGAGCUUACAAACUACCUGUUGAAUUCAGUUUGACAUCAACUCCUGUCAUCAUGUCUGCUGGAAGAACCAUACUCUCAAACACAGUGGCCAAGGAUCGGGUUGUCUCAAAAUACCCCCAGGCUUUCCAUCCCGAUGCCACACCCUACCAAAAGAUGAAUUUUCACCCCAAAGUGAAGACUGCCUGUGCAGAAAACAGAACUGGAAGAGUUGGAUUGAAGAUUUGUAAAGCUGUCCUUGUUGGUGAUGUUUCUGUGGGAAAAACAAGUCUGGUCAAUAGGUUCUGUCAUGAUGUGUUUGAUAGAGAUUACAAAGCUACCAUUGGAGUGGACUUUGAAGUAGAAAAAUUCAGCAUCCUCUCCAUACCCUUCACUCUGCAGAUAUGGGACACAGCAGGCCAGGAAAGAUUCAAGUGUAUCGCUGCCUCUUACUACCGAGGGGCUAAUGUGGUGGUGGUAGUGUUUGACCUGUCUGACGAGAUGUCCCUGUCCAAUGCUGCUAAGUGGAUGCAUGAUGCCUCUGAGAGUGCUAGUGAACCAGUGAAGCUGCUGGUGGGCUGCAAAAAAGACAUCAUGCCUGAUGCUGGGUAUGAAGCUGUGGAGAGGCGGGCAGCAGACAUUGCCAAUAGUCUUGGGGCCGAGUACUGGGCAGUCUCCUCUAAAACAGGUGAGAAUGUGAAGGACUUCUUCUUCCGGGCAGUAUCUCUGACAUUUGAAGCAGCUGUCUUGAGGGAGGUUGACACCGACAAUUCACAGCCAUCCAAACAGAUUGGCAAUGACUUUAUACGAGUGGAGAAGGACAAUUUAUAUGAAAGGAAGAAAAAGAAAGGUAUAAACAAAUGUUGUGAAGCGUGAUGAUCACGAUAAGCCUUUAGUUGUCACAACACAUUCCUAUUGAUAUGGUGCUAAUGUUUCAUCAUUCUACGGCUGAUCAAUGCAGGGAGUCUGGUAACAUUUUGUUAAACAACAUGUUAAAUCAUUGUACCACAGCUAUGCUGGAGUUUGGUAACUUUUUUUAAACAACAGCUGCAUGUGUUAUAGAUAUCUGCUUUAAAGAUACAUUUAGAUAAUCAAAUGAGGAACUUGAAAAUACCCUUUUUGUGAAUGAAAGUUUGGACUUAAAUACUUAAUGGAUUGAUAACACAUUGAUCAAGUACUCUAUAAUGGAUUGAUAACACAUUGAUCAAGUACUCUAUAACAAUUGUAUUGAUAUAUAUUAAAAAUUCUUCUAGAAACAGAAAGCAUAUCACAUUAACAUAGCAUAUAUCUUUACGAUAAAUAUCCUUAUCUCUACAUGAUCGACUUAGUGGCUGUUUCUGUCAGAUUUAUUGUUUGACCUGUUGGACCAGAGUUGUUCCUUCAUGAAAUAGGGACAAAGCUAGUGAUCUUUCUGACGAGCCUUGACAAAACUUUCAAGGUAUGUAUGAACAUUUACAAAAAUAGAUUGGCCAGGAUUUAUCUGUUUGUCCGCAUAACUGAACAGACACUUUGCCAUAGUACAACAAUUUGUAUGACACACAUGUUACAUCUUUGUAGUGUUAUUUUUAAAAUCUGCUUCCUUAUGAAAACUUUGGGCAAAUGUGGAUAUUUAUACUGUGUCAUAAUCAUUCUUGGGUAUUCCUUUUUGACUGGCAGGCAUUGUGUGCAAAAAAUAAUAAGUGUUUGAACUUUUUCUACACUUUAACCCACUUUAAUGAGGUUUAUUCUGACAUCAAAUUUAGCACUGUGUCAUACAGCUGACAUAUCCUACUUUACUUAACUGUACCAGACAGCACUAAACCAUACAAGAUGGACACAGUGGUGUAGUGUCAGUAUCCUUUCUCACCUGUUCCAGCGUUCUUUAAGUACAAGGUUGUAUUAAUUUGUUCUGAAUGCUGAGUGGGUGGGGGUUUUUUUUCGUGAUGAAUCGUAUACAGUCAUACAAAGGUCAUGUGAAGAUAUUUUUAUGUCAGGAUCGAAUCUGUGACAUUGUCAAAAAAGCCUGUCAAGCGUGGACAUUUGCAUUUGUGGUUAUUUUUGGAUGUUUAUUCCAAUUUUUACAAAUAUGUGACAAGCUGGAAAUACAUGUACAAAGUCAAUUGAUAUAAGAAAGGAGAAAUAAGUCCAUUGAUGUACAGAAACUGAAAAGGACCUUUUAUAUUUCUGAUUUUUUAACUUUAAACAUCUACAUGUACUUUUGUUUUGAUUUUUUCGUCUUUGUGUGCUAAAGAUAUUCUGAUACUUUUUCUGUGUCAUUUCAUAUGUACACUAGAUUUUUAUAUAUAUAUUUCUCUGAUUCAAUAGAGUUGUGAUUUCUAAUUUUGUGAUUCAUAUGUUAGAAAAAUUUGUUGUAUAAAUUGAUUGCAAGAAAAUAAAUAAAACAUUUAUUGUGUUUAAGUGUAAAUUUGAAGAUAAAAGACACUUUUUAUUAUUUCAAAUUUUGUUACUGAUAUAAGUUAUAUUAUUUGCAUUAUCUUACUGUCUGUUUAAUGGUUAUUAGCUCACCUGGCACAAAGUGCCAAGUGAGCUUAUGCUGUGGCGCGGCGCCCGU
Messenger RNA from Mizuhopecten yessoensis (Yesso scallop), 2684 nucleotides. RefSeq names its product ras-related protein Rab-34-like. The record is from RefSeq and is a predicted model, not a curated record. Lineage: Eukaryota; Metazoa; Mollusca; Bivalvia; Pectinida; Pectinidae. The transcript is spliced from 10 exons. Gene Ontology annotation, molecular function: GTPase activity; GTP binding. The coding region runs from base 209 to 1009 and encodes 266 amino acids.